AUGGGUCUCGCGGAGAAUGUGUUGUCACUGUUGACAGUGACUAACAUCAUUGUUUCUCUUUUAGUCUACAUUACCUACAAGAUUGUUUAUCAAAUUGUUUACUAUCGCCUUUUUCACCCUCUUGCUGCCUUCCCUGGUCCCUUUUGGGCGUCUGUCACUCGUCUUUGGAUUACUUCACAGAACUUGAAAGAGACUGAGUACUUGACAUGCUAUGAACUUUAUAAGAAAUAUGGACCCGUUGUUCGUAUUACCCCCACUCUGCUGCUGGUCAGCGACCACUCCAAGCUCCCAGAGGUCUACCACCGCAAUGCCGAUAAAACAGGCCAUUACAUUACGGGAAGUUUUGGUGAAACAGAGAGUCUGUUUAACAUGAGAUCACACAAGACUCAUGCUGUAUUCAGAAAACAUGUUGCGGGGCCUUAUAGCUUCACGAAUAUCAAGAAAAUGGAGCCAUUGAUUGAUGCUCGUAUCACAGAGUGGAGUACUAAGCUUGAUGAAACAUUCGUAAAGUCUGGCAAAGCAUUUGAUUUCUCCUGGUGGGCAGUGUAUAUGGCCUACGACAUUAUCAGUGAAAUUGGCUUUGGUGCUCCUUUCGGGUUCAUUGAAAAGGGCGAAGACAUUGGUGGUCUUAUCCAAGGCUUUCACGACGGCCUUCCAGCCUUUGGUCUCCUUGCCCGUCUGCACCCGUUCACAUCAUGGGUAAAGACUACCUUCCUGAAAAAGUACCUCGUCGCAAAACCAGAAGAUGACUCAGGUAUUGGUGUUCUCAUGCGUUUCCGUGAUCGUCUUAUCAGCGAGCGUCUCGAAGAUAUCAAAUCCGACAAGAAGAUCGAACGCGUCGACCUCCUCCAGAUGCUUCUGGAAGCUCGCACAGACGAAGGUAAACCCCUAGACCUGGAGUAUAUCCGUGCAGAAGUACUCCUUGUUCUUUUAGCUGGAGCAGAUACAACUGGCACAGCCUUCCAAGCGAUGAUCCAGUUUCUAUUAGAAAAUCCCAAGGCCUAUGAGCGAAUGAUGGAAGAAAUUGACGAGGCUACUCGUAAGGGUCUGAUUUCCGAGAUGCCGCAAUAUGAUGAGGUUCUUGAACAUUUACCCUUUUAUGUGGGUUGUGUGAAGGAGACCAUGCGUCUUUGCCCAUCCGCACCGAAUAUCUUUCCUCGAUAUGUCCCUGAGCCGGGUUUAGAGCUCUAUGGGAAUUUUGCACCCGCUGGUACGGAGAUCACUAGCAACCCCUACAUUGUGCAUCGGGAUCCGGCACUGUAUGGUGAUGAUGCGGAAUUGUUUCGUCCGGAGCGGUGGUUGAAUGUUGAGAGGGCGAAGCUUUAUAAUAAGUAUAAUAUGGCUUUUGGAUAUGGGUCUCGUGUCUGUCUGGGAAGGGAUAUUGCAAUGAUGGAGCUUUUCAAGGGUCCCUUGCGGUUCUUUCGUCGCUACAAGCCAGUGUCUUUUAAGGAUAAGCCAGAAGCCAAAUUUGUGGUCAAGGGUGGUGUUGGGUACUGGAGGGACCUAUGGUUGACGAUCUCGAAGCGGCCACAAGAGGCGCAGUGA
Molecule: messenger RNA, 1545 nt
Organism: Penicillium malachiteum
Lineage: Eukaryota; Fungi; Ascomycota; Eurotiomycetes; Eurotiales; Aspergillaceae
Product: cytochrome P450
Exons: 5
Coding region: 1-1545 (514 amino acids)
Molecular function (GO): heme binding; monooxygenase activity; oxidoreductase activity, acting on paired donors, with incorporation or reduction of molecular oxygen
Source: RefSeq, a predicted model, not a curated record